UCCUAGGCAUAAAGUUGAAGAGGUUACUUUUUUGUUUUGAUCUGCAGUUCGUCUAGUAAACUAAUUGUGCAACUUAUAAUAAUUAUUAUUUUAAAAUAAUUAUAACUUUUAUAAAGACAUAAUGGCUCCAGAUAGUAAAAAACAACACGUACAAGAGUUUAAACUAGACGUAGACAGUGAAUUGCGCUUUGAAGUAGAAACAAAACUCGAAAAAGUCUAUUUAACCUUAAAAUCAGGCACUGCUGAGGUCUUCGGAACAGAAUUAGUGAAAGGAAAACCGUGCGAAUUUUCAGCGGGUGCGAAAAUAGCUGUUUUCACAUUCCAAGGAUGCACAUUAGAGCUGAGAGGCAAGACUGAUGUCAGCUACAUUGCCAAAGAAACCCCAAUGGUUAUGUAUGCAAACUGUCAUGCUGCCUUAGAUAAUUUGAGGGUAAAAGCAGAAAGAGACAAUAAACCAGGUCCUAUUUGUAUGCUGGUUGGGCCAACAGAUGUAGGCAAAUCAACACUUGCAAGAAUACUCUUAAAUUAUGCAGUCAGAGUUGGCAGAAGGCCUAUUUAUGUAGAUUUAGAUGUUGGGCAAGGAGCUAUCUCAGUACCUGGAACACUGGGUGCACUUUUGGUUGAAAGACCUGCACAUACUGAUGAAGGAUUCUCAGAGGAAGCUCCUUUAGUGUAUCACUAUGGGCAUAUAUCACCCAGUGCUAACACAUCUCUUUUUAAAUUAUUACUUACACAACUUGGAAAUGUUGUACAAGAAAGAAUGAAUGCCAAUAAGAGAACUAAAAUGUCUGGCUGUAUAAUCAACACAUGUGGAUGGAUAAAAGAUACAGGCUACAAACUGCUUCUUCAUGCAGCUAGAUCACUCAGUGUUGAUGUUAUUUUAGUGUUGGAUCAAGAACGACUUUAUAACGAACUUGUACGCGAUGUUCCGAAGUUUGUUAGAGUUGUGUUCCUCCCCAAAAGUGGCGGGGUCGUAGAAAGAUCUAAAAGUUUGCGCAGUGCGUAUCGCGACCAAAGAAUUCGAGAAUACUUCUAUGGAACCCCCAAAAAUCCCUUAUAUCCUCAUUCGUUUGAUUUGAAAUUCGCGGAUAUUCACAUUUUUAAAAUAGGCGCGCCUGCAUUACCGGAUUCAUGUCUACCGCUUGGAAUGAAAGCGCAGGAUCAUUUAACUAAACUUGUUUCACUAACGCCAAAUUCUCUCAUGUUGCACCAUUUGUUGGCUGUUAGUUUUGGUGAGAAAGAUGAUGAUGAUAUGAUAAAACAUCAUUGCCAUGGAUUUGUUUGCAUAACUAAUGUUGAUAUGGAACGACAAACUUUUACGGUGUUAUCCCCACAACCGAAACCUUUACCAAGUAACUACCUUUUAUUAUCUGAUGUACAAUUCAUGGAUAGUCAUUGAUUGUAUUGUAAUUUUAAGUUUGAUAAUCCGAAUAAAGAAAACUCAUUUGCUA
Messenger RNA from Dalotia coriaria, 1451 nucleotides. RefSeq names its product crowded by cid (gene cbc). Gene Ontology annotation, biological process: tRNA splicing, via endonucleolytic cleavage and ligation. Lineage: Eukaryota; Metazoa; Arthropoda; Insecta; Coleoptera; Staphylinidae. Bases 122 to 1399 code for a protein of 425 amino acids. The record is from RefSeq and is a predicted model, not a curated record. Gene Ontology annotation, molecular function: polynucleotide 5'-hydroxyl-kinase activity. The transcript has 4 exons. Gene Ontology annotation, cellular component: mRNA cleavage factor complex; nucleus.